UGUUGGAAGCAGCUCGCAGAGGGAAAAGAAAAAUAAGGGUAGGCUUUUGUGGCUUCGAGUUGGAAGAGCCAGAAGCCAGCGAGCCUUGGACGGAAGCGGAGUCGUCGUGGGAGUUGUACCUUCAGGCACAUAAGCAGCGAGCGGAGCAGCUUUUGGGAGCUCACUAGGAGGUGGAGGAGCUGCAAAAAGCAAGACAAAAAAAUGUGUGUACCCCAAAAGAAACUGUGAAAAUUGUGUGUGUUUGCUUACCGAAGAAGUCAAAGAAGUAUCAUCAAGGAGGAAAAGGUGGAGAAUGUAAGCGAGCGAGCAGGAGGAUUUGCAGAGGUCACACGAAAAUCUGGGAACCGCAAACCUGAGAGACUUCUAGGCCGGAAGUGACGAUCCACUUGCAGCAGCUGGAGCAGCAGUCAACCCCCAAAAAAACACAACCUACCCAUCCGUUCCCCGUCCCACAUAACCAAAGACAACCCCUAUUUCAUGAUUAUCGUGCUGCUACUGCUGUUCCAAUCGCUGUGCCUCUACUGCCAACGCCUGGUCCUCUACGUCCACGACCGAUGCUUCCCAAAGAACGUGCGCCUGCUCCAAGAGGUGGCCGAAACGGUGGGCGAUCGUAAGGCCGUCCAGCGCCUGGCCGAGCAGCAAUUGGAGCAACAGAAACGGAGCCAGAAGCGCCGCAUCCUUGAACCCAUCCUGCCACUCGUGGGGGGCCUCAACUCGGAGGCCUGUCGCUUCUGUGCCCACAGCCCGCAGGGCUAUUGUCGCCAUCACUUUCAUCUCCAGGAGCUGCAGUUGCACAAGCAGCGCUUCUCCUCUAGCGGAGAGCAGGAUUUCCGGCAAUUGAGACGGAUUAAGCGAGAGCUAAAGAGGAGUAUCGGGCAGCAGCAGCAGUAUCAUCAGCCAGUGAGGUGCUAUCGCCCAGUGAGAUUGGAUCCUAGCUGGAGCAGCAGUUCCCUGAGCAGUGGCUAUGCAUCGCUAAGCAGUUGUGGCACUCAGGAACAAGAGGAACUGCCAGAAUACCAGGAGGAGCAGGUUUUAGAAGAGGCACCACUUGACGAAGAGCUGCUGGAGCUGCCACAGGAAGCAGGAUCUAAUGAUUCACUGCUUCUAAACACUGACAUGUAGUCCAGCACAGGCACUACAACGAGAAGUAAAACCAAUUAGGAUCUUCAGAAAAGGAACUAUCAAAGGAAAACCUUCAGCUGUUAAAAGAUAACCUCAUUUCCAUGGUUUUCUCUGGCUAACUUAACCACUAGAGCAGCCAAAGGAGCAGCACGUUAAAAAGUAACCACCAC
Messenger RNA from Drosophila serrata, 1292 nucleotides. RefSeq lists its product as uncharacterized. Lineage: Eukaryota; Metazoa; Arthropoda; Insecta; Diptera; Drosophilidae. The record is from RefSeq and is a predicted model, not a curated record.